UGGACCUCGUGCUGAAGGACUGUGCGCGGAAACCGUGCAACUACUCCGCCAGUCCGGAGUGGUCCGGAUAGCCGGUGUGCUCCUCCUUUUGAUGAAGUCGGGUGCCGUAUUAGGCUUCGCCGCGCGGUGGCAACCUGCGUCAGUCCCCCCGGUGUCCCCGCGCGCGUCGGACUCCAAACCGUUACUCACACGUCGCGAGGAUCACGAAUGCAAAGCGUACCGACGCACCGGCUCCUGCGCGUCGCACGUCGUUGUUAGCUUGGUCCCUUUUUCCUGCUCUUCCCUUCAGUCGGAACGCGAGUUUCCCUGCAAUUGUGCUUUUACCUCGCAGCGUGUUCGCGCGACUGGGGAAAGUUGCGCCGUCCGCGUGCGUGCGCUAUCCGGAGAAGGUCCGUUUGAACUUGUGGUGGAAUUACGGCGCAGGCGGCAGCUAAACUAAUGUUUCCAACAACCGCAGAUUUACCUUUUAGUGGAGAAGUACCCGAAAUGGACGCGCGCGCGCUUUGUUUUUCGACGGACUCCAGUAAUGCACGGGACUCUUAAAUAGAUUUUCUUGGGAAUAAGAAAAUACGAGCAAGCACGGGUGGGAGAAGCGACCUCCAACUUGUACUGCGUGCGCAACUGUUGAAAACAAAGGAGCCGGAUAUUUCGGGCUUAUCGAAGACAAAGUUCGUCGUGCGCUCCGACUGCCGGGCGAAAAUGACACGCGAUGCGGCGCCGGUUCUCGUCACGGCGAGCACGGUCUCGGAGAUGAAGACGCUUUAACCUCUAACUGACUCAUACAAGACGUCUCGUCCUUUGCGCAUCGGCACUGGACGCGGUAGCUCGCCUCUUCACAAAGACUGCCCGACACGCACACACACACACACACACACACACACUACUCUGCGAGGACUUGGUGCGCGCAACAUGUCUCCGGCGUGCCGGACUCUGUCGUUGCGUGCAGCGCGAUGUAGUGUGAUGCCACUGCGUGGGAACUCGGCCGGACUGAGCCUGCGACCCAGUUGGAUUGUACUGGUUUCGUUGGUCGCUCACUGCGCGACCGCUCAAGAUGACGUCCCCCCAUACUUUAAAACGGAACCAGUGCGCACACAGCUACACCUGGAGAGGAAUCGUCUGGUUCUUACCUGUAUGGCAGAGGGCAGCUGGCCGCUGGAGUUCAAAUGGAUCCACAAUGAAACAGAAAUCACACGCUUCUCAUUGGAGUACAGGUACCUGAUCCCAUCUCUGGACCGGACGCAUGCUGGGUUUUAUCGCUGCAUUGUGAGGAACCGUGUAGGAGCACUGCUACAGCGAAGGACAGAGGUAGAGGUGGCAUUUAUGGGCAGUUUUGAGGAGCGUGAGAGGGUGCAGACAGUGUCCCAAGGCGAGGGGGCUGUAAUUCCAGCCCCGCACAUCCGGAGCUUUCCGCAGCCGCAGGUCACGUGGUUCCGGGAUGGACGGAAGAUCCCGCCGAGCAGUCGCAUAGCCAUCACUCUGGACAACACACUGGUUAUCCUUUCAGCAGUGGCCCCAGAUGCAGGCCGCUACUACGCACAGGCUGUGAAUGACAAGAAUGGGGAGAACAAAACCAGCCAACCCAUCACCCUCACAGUGGAGAAUGUCGGGGGCCCUGCUGAUCCUAUCGCUCCAACCAUUGUCAUCCCACCCCGGAACACCAGUGUUAUUUCUGGAACAUCCGAGGUCACUAUGGAGUGUGUGGCCAAUGCCAGGCCGCUGAUAAAGCUGCGUAUCAGCUGGCGCAGGGACGGCAUCCCCGUGCACGGCAGCCUGAGUGACUCCAACCGCAGGCUGACCAUCCUCAGCCCCUCCGUCAGUGACGUGGGGUUCUACGAGUGUGAGGCUGAGCUACGUAGCAGCAGCGUGCCAUCCGUCAGCGCCGGGGCAUACCUCCACGUCCUGGAGCCGCCGCAGUUUGUGAAGGAACCAGAGAAACACAUCACGGCUGAGAUGGAGAAGGUGGUGGACAUUCCCUGCCAGGCGCGAGGUGUUCCCCAGCCAGACAUCGUGUGGUAUAAGGACGCUGUGCCCAUCAGUCGGGUGACGAUGCCCCGGUACCGGGUUCUGCCUGCAGGCAGCCUGCAGGUCAAUGGCCUCCUGCCCGACGAUACUGGAAUGUUCCAGUGUUUCGCUCGCAAUACAGCCGGAGAGGUGCAGACCAACACCUACCUCGCUGUGACCAGUAUUGCCCCAAACAUCACAGCAGGUCCGUCAGACAGCACUGUGAUUGAUGGGCUGUCAGUCAUCCUGCACUGUGAGACAUCAGGAGCCCCACGGCCUGCCAUCACCUGGCAGAAAGGUGAGAGGGUGUUAGCAAGCGGGUCAGUCCAGCUUCCCCGUUUCACUCUGUUGGAGUCUGGCAGUCUGCUGAUAAGCCCCUCCCACCUCUCUGACGCUGGUACCUACACCUGCAUGGCCAGCAACUCUCGCGGCAUUGAUGAGGCUUCUGCACACCUGGUGGUCUGGGCUCGCACCCGGAUAACAAAAGCUCCUCAGGACCAAAGCGUUAUUAAAGGCACCAAGGCCACCAUGAGCUGUGGAGUGACCCACGAUCCCAACGUCAGCGUCAGGUUUGUCUGGGAGAAGGACGGCCAGGCGGUUACUCCAAAGUCGUCACCACGGUUACGACUGGACAUUAAUGGGACACUGCACAUCUCUCAGACGUGGUCAGGUGACAUCGGCACGUACACCUGCAGAGUGACAUCAGUGGGGGGGAAUGACUCACACAGCGCACAUCUGAGAGUCAGGCAGCUCCCACAUGCUCCGGAGAGCCCCAGUGCAGAGCUGAGCACCGUGGACAGGAGGGCCAUCAAUCUGACCUGGGCCAAGCCCUUCGACGGCAACAGUCCCCUGAUGCGCUACAUGCUGGAGGUCUCUGAGAACAAUGCUCCAUGGAUGAUACUCCUGGCUAAUAUUGAGCCGGAGUCCACAGCAGUCACAGUGGGUGGACUGAUACCAGCACGAUCGUAUCAGUUUCGUCUUUGUGCUGUUAACAAUGUGGGAAAAGGCCCGUUCAGCAGGGAGACAGACAGAGUGUCUCUCCCAGAGGAGCCCCCUAGCGCCCCCCCUCAGAACGUGAUUGCCAGCGGCCGUACCAACUCCUCCAUCAUGAUCCAGUGGCAGCCUCCCCCGGAGAGCCAGCAGAAUGGCGUGCUCCGUGGAUACAUCAUACGCUACCGCCUAACGGGUCUGCCAGUGGACAUCCAGUACAAGAACAUCUCCAACCCGGAAGUCACAAACCUCCUCCUGGAGGAUCUCAUCAUCUGGACCAAUUAUGAAAUGGAAGUGGCAGCAUACAACGCAGCAGGCCUGGGCGUGUACUGCCACAAGGUGACGGAGUGGACACUGCAAGGAGUUCCAACCGUUGCCCCGGGUAACGUCCAGGCUGAACCUAUCAACUCCUCCUCCAUUCGGUUCACUUGGACAGCCCCCAACCCUCAGUUCAUUAAUGGAAUUAACCAGGGAUACAAGCUCUUGGCAUGGGAGCCAGACCAGGAGGAGGAGGUGUCUGUGGUGACGGUCCGGCCUCAUUUCCAGGACAGUGUACACGUGGGCUACAUCAGCGGCCUGAAGAAGUUCACCGACUACCUCACUUCAGUUCUCUGUUUCACCACACCGGGGGAUGGGCCUCGUAGCACCCCGCGCAGACUCCACACACACGAAGACACUCCGGGGGCUGUUGGCCACCUGAGUUUCACUGAGAUUCUCGAUACGUCUCUGAAAGUGAGCUGGAGAGAGCCCCAAGAGAAGAAUGGCAUUCUCACUGGGUAUCGGAUCUCAUGGGAAGAAUAUAACCGCACUAACACGCGUGUCACACACUACCUACCCAAUGUCACACUGGAAUAUCGUGUAACGGGACUGACAGCUCUCACCACCUACACCAUCGAGGUAGCGGCCAUGACGUCUAAAGGCCAGGGCCAGCUGUCCUCCUCAACCAUCUCCUCUGGAGUGCCACCAGAACUCCCGGGUCCCCCAACGAACUUGGCCAUCUCCAAUAUCGGCCCCCGGUCUGUUAGCCUGCAGUUCAAGCCAGGCUACGACGGCAAGACCUCCAUCUCACGCUGGCAGGUGGAAGCCCAGAUCAGUGUAUUGGGAGAGAAUGAAGACUGGAUGAUGGUUCACCAACUGGCUAAUGAACCAGACACCCGCUCACUGGAGGUUCCUGCUCUCAACCCUUACACCUUCUACAGGUUCCGCAUGCGCCAGGUGAACAUCGUGGGCACGAGUCCUCCCAGCCAGCCUUCCAGAAAGAUCCAAACACUUCAGGCACCUCCUGACAUGGCCCCUGCUAACAUCACCCUGCGUACAGCCAGCGAAACCAGCCUCUGGUUGCGAUGGGUGCCCCUACCUGAGUGGGAGUAUAAUGGGAACCCAGAGUCAGUGGGCUACAGGGUCCAGUGCAGCCGCCCGGGCUCCCAGACCAAGGUCCAAACCCAUGUGAUCCCAGACCGCAUGGAGAGGGAGUUCACCAUCGAAGACCUGGAGGAGUGGACCGAGUACGAGGUCAAAGUUCAGGCCAUCAACGGUAUUGGAACCGGACCCUGGAGUCUGGCUGUGCGAGGGCGUACCAGAGAAUCCGUCCCCUCGUGUGGUCCCACUAAUAUCUCAGCCUUCGCGACCACCUCCAGCAGUAUUCUGGUGCGCUGGUCAGAAGUUCCGGAACCAGACCGAAACGGCCUCAUCCUGGGCUACAAGGUGGUGUAUAAGGAGAAGGACUCGGACUCACCUGUGCAGUUCAGGUCUGUGGAGGGGAAUUCGACCCACAGUGUGCAGCUCUUGGCCCUGGGGAAGUACGUGUUGUACGAGAUCCAGGUUCUGGCCUUCACUCGCAUCGGAGACGGACGUCCCAGUGUGCCGCCCAUCCUCGAGCGCACGCUUGAUGACGUACCUGGCCCUCCGGUUGGAAUUCUGUUCCCGGAGGUGCGGACCACCUCUGUUAGGGUUAUCUGGCAGUCUCCUUCUCAGCCUAAUGGGAUCAUACUGGCCUAUCAGAUCACAUAUAGGCUGAAUUUCACCAAUAGCAACACAGCAACAGUGGACGUGUUGAACCCGAGCACGCGGCAAUACACGGCUACCGGGCUGAAAGUGGAAUCUGUGUAUGUGUUCCGCAUCAUGGCUCAGACACGCAAAGGCUGGGGGGAAGCAGCAGAAGCCCUGGUGGUUACCACAGAGAAGAGAGCACGACCCCAACCCACCAGCCGGCCCACGGUGCCACAAGAAAGUGUGCAGGCGCGAAGCGUGCUGUUGUCUUGGGAACCCGGUAGUGACGGUCUCUCACCUGUGCGGUACUAUACGGUACAGGUGCGAGAGCUUCCCAGCCACAACUGGACCAUCCACUCUGCAUCCGUCAAACAUGAGGCCUCCUCCUACACCGUAGACAGAUUAAAGCCCUUUACUUCAUACCAGUUCCGGGUAAAAGCCACUAAUGACAUAGGAGACAGUGACUACAGUAAAGACAGUGAGGCCAUCACCACCCUGCAGGACGCCCCAGAGGAAGCACCGACCGUUCUCUCGGUUACUCCGCACACCACCACGUCUGUGUUGAUUCGCUGGCAGCCUCCAGCAGAGGAGAGGAUUAACGGUAUUCUGCUGGGCUUCCGUAUCCGCUACCGGGAGCUGCUGUACGACCGUAUACACACCUACAGCACACGGCCCAUCAACAGACCCUCUGAUAGCUGGAGUGAACUCACCUCUCCUUACAGUAUGCGAAACCUCAGUGAGCCGUCAUUGAGCCAGUAUGAACUACACAAUCUCAGCAAACACAAGCGUUAUGAAAUCAGAAUGAGUGUGUAUAAUGCCGUGGGGGAGGGGCCUACCAGUUCACCACAGGAAGUGUUCGUAGGUGAAGCAGUGCCAACGGCACCGCCCCAAAAUGUGGCCAUCCAAUCAGCUACUGCCACACAGCUGGAUGUCACUUGGGACCCACCUCCACUGGACACACAGAAUGGAGACAUCCAGGGCUACAAGAUCUACUUCUGGGAGUUCCAACGUAAGAAUGAGACGGAGAAACUGAGAACACUCUUCCUGCCUGAGGGAUCCGUGAAGCUGAAGAACCUGACAGGUUACACCACCUACGUGAUCAGUGUUGCCCCCUUCAAUGCCGCUGGCGACGGCCCACGCAGUCCUUCCACCAGGGGGCGCACCCAGCAAGCUGCUCCCAGUGCUCCAAGAUUCAUCCACUUUAGUGAACUCACCACCACCUCUGUGAAUGUGUCCUGGGGUGAGCCAGUCUUCCCCAAUGGUAUCAUUGAGGGCUAUCGGCUCAUCUAUGAACCCUGCACCGCUGUCGAUGGAGUCAGUAAGAUAGUGACAGUGGAUGUGAAGGGUGGUGCUCCCCUGUGGCUGAAAAUCAAAGACCUGGCUGAUGGGGUCACCUACAACUUCCGCAUCCGGGCCAAAACCUUCACCUAUGGACCCGAAGUGGAGGCCAACAUCACCAGUGGACCUGGCGAAGGGGCCCCAGGGCCACCUGGUGAACCAUUCAUCUCUCGCUAUGGCUCCGCCCUCACCAUCCACUGGACCAAUGGGGAUCCUGGACGAGCCCCUAUUACAAGAUUUGUCAUUGAAGCCCGACCUUCAGAUGAAGGCUUGUGGGAUAUUUUGAUAAAGGAUAUUCCUAAGGAAGUGACAUCAUACACGUUUAACAUGGACAUCCUAAAGCAAGGUGUGAGCUAUGACUUCCGAGUCAUUGGAGUCAACGACUAUGGAUACGGCUCCCCGAGCCAACCUUCUCCCUCUAUUUCAGCCCAAAAGGUGGCACCAUUUUAUGAGGAAUGGUGGUUCUUGGUAGUGGUGGCAUUGGUUGGUCUUAUCUUUAUUCUCCUGCUGGUGUUCAUCCUGAUUAUUAGAGGGCAAAGCAAGAAAUAUACCAAGAAAUCAGACCCAGCCAGCAGCUCGAACUGCCAUGCACUGAGCCAUGGUGAGAUGGUGGGUCUGGAUGAGAGUCGCUUCCCCGCCCUCGAGCUCAACAACCGCCGGCUGUCUGUCAAAAACUCCUUCUGCCGCAAAAAUGGAGUUUACACCAGGUCCCCCCCCAGGCCGAGUCCUGGUGGUUUGCACUACUCUGACGAGGACAUCAGCACCAAGUACAACGACUUAAUCCCAGCAGAGAGCAGCAGCCUGACUGAUAAGCCAUCUGAGACCUCUGACUCUCAGGAGGCGCUUGUGUUCUCCUAUAAGCCUGGGGGCCCUCCCGUACCUCCACCUCACUGGGGCACCGACAGUGAGCACGAGGGCGAGCCGCACCACCAGAAGACGCACUCUUUCGUCAACCACUACAUCAGCGACCCAACCUACUACAACUCCUGGCGCCGGCAGCAGAGGGGCAUCUCCCGGGCGCCCACCUACGACUACAGCGAGCCCGAGGGAGGAGACCCCGACCGUAGUGCCGCCCCUGCCCCGCCAGCCCCCCAGCUGCCCCCCACCAUGCCCUCCGUCCCGGCCCCGUCCCGGCCGCAGACGCAGGGCGGUCUGUUUCGACCCAAAGGCAGCCGAACUCCCACUCCUUGCCAGCAGAGCUCCAACCCGCCCAGCCUGCACGGCACGCUGUACCGCCCCCCCAGCAGUCUGGCCCCAGGCACCCGGGCCCCGGUCGCCGGCUUCUCCUCCUUCGUCUAAAGGGGGCGGCGGCCACUGCAGGAAGACGAAAGGGGUGGAGUUCUGCUGCCUCCGCCCCCAUCAAAGCCUUUGUGUGUAGAGUGAAACGCCAACAAGCAACAAUUCCAGAUCCAUUGCAUUUGGAUUUAUAUCAUCACAGGUUGUUUUUUUUAUGAUUUGCCUUGUUUUCUUUGUUUAUCACAAGCAUACCAGUGUUUUUUUGUUUGUUUGUUUGUUUGUUUUAUAAGAGUUUGUUGUGCUGUUCGUGGCAUCUUAGCUUCUUACGCACAGAGACACUGUACAGGAGCUGCAAAACGCUUCAGGCUUAUUUUAAGCUUUUUUCUAAUUUUGUUGCAUGUGCGAGUUGCAUGGUUUGAUAUUUUAUAUCUAUAAUUUUUUCCAUUUUUAAAAAUUUAUCUUUAAUCAAUGCAAAAACAAAACAUUUAAUGGAAGUAAAAGAGAAUCUACAAGACUCUGGAGUGUCAGAGUCUGACAUCCACAAGGAACAGGAAGGAGCAGAAAAAAUCUCAAAGUGAGUCUGAGUGAGAGCAUCUCAGAGCAGAAAAGUUUCAGAGUGAGUCUGAGUGAGAGUCUCAUGCAGAAAAGUCUCAGAGUGAGUCUAAGUGAGAGAAUCUCAGAUCAGGAAAAGUCUCAGCAUGAGUCAGAGUGUGACAGUCUCAGAGUGGGAGAGUCUAGGAAUGUAACCAGG
Molecule: messenger RNA, 8305 nt
Organism: Electrophorus electricus (electric eel)
Lineage: Eukaryota; Metazoa; Chordata; Actinopteri; Gymnotiformes; Gymnotidae
Source: RefSeq, a predicted model, not a curated record